AUGCCUGAGAAUUUCGUCAAGUCGUCGUCUUCUCACCAUGAGUGGGAGGAACCAGCCUUCCUCCAGUCGGAUCAGAAGUUGAGCUUCCGUGAGAUUCUCCAGCAUCAUGGAAGAGCUCUCCUACUUUGUUGCAUUCCAUUCACAGCAGCUGUCUUGUUCGGAUACGACACGAUCGUUAACGGAGCUGCGAUUUCGAUGCCCGGGUUCAUUCUAUACUUUGGAGAGCACAAUGCUUCUGGCUUCUAUCUUCCGUCACUCUGGACCUCGCUAUGGACGUCCAUGUCGGCAUUGGCGCAGGCUCUUGCAGCUACUGGCACUGGAUUCCUAGCUGAUCGUAUUGGUCGGAAGUGGUCAGGCUGUAUUGCAGGAGUUAUCUCCUUGCUCCUUCUUGGUGGAAAGAUCGUGUCAGGUCUGGGAAUCGGCAUGGCUAUGGCUUCUGGAACAACAUAUGCAUCGGAAAUCGUGUCUCCUCGCCUUGUCUCCCCUGUCCAACAUGCACUGGUCAUCUUUAUUCUCAUCAUGCAGGCCUUGGCUAUGGGAGUCAUCCGAAUCUUUGUUCCUGAUGUCUCGGAGCACUCGUUCCGCACAGUCUUCGCAAUCCAAUGGGGAGUUGGUGGGCUUGUCGCCAUUGCUUUUGCUUUAGCUCCUGAGUCACCAGUUUACUCUAUUGUGAAUAACAAGCAGCAGAAUGCGAAGAAAUUGUUUGACUGGAUUUACAGCGAUAACGCUGACCGAGAGGAACGCUACAACUACUUGACCAAGACGAUUGAAGACGAGAGCGCUCAACAAAACGCCAACCGAGCCCGAUAUGUAGAAUGCUUCCAAGGCAUAAACUUGAAGAGAACGUUGACCAUUAUGUUCCUCUUCGGGAUUGUGAAUCUUGGCGGGGCGCCUUUCCUGUCUCAGUCAAUCUAUUUCCUGAUUUCCGUCGGCUUGCCUGCUAUUCACGUCUUCGACAUUUCCGUUGGUGGAUUCGGUCUGGCUAUCAUUAUCAUCAUUGCUAGUGGUAUUCUUCUCAAGAACUUCAGACGCAGUCAUAUUCUAUUCUGGGGUACUGUUAUCAAUCUUGUGUUCAACCUGAUCAUUGGAGCUCUUUAUUACGGACAUGGCAAUGGACCCAAGUGGGCUAUCGCGAUACUCAUGAAUCUUCUGAUUUCCUUGCAGGCAGCCUUUAUGCAGGCUUCGGGGUGGUCAAUUGCAGCAGAGAUUUCCAGCUAUCGACUCCGCGCUAAGUCGAUGUCGCUAGGAAUGAUGGCCCAAACCUUCUCGACCUGGAUCAUCACCUUUGUCGUUCCGUAUAUGUAUAAUGUCGAUUCAGGAAAUUUGGGCGCUCGAACUGGAUUUGUCUUUGCCGGCAGCUCAGUUUUGCUGCUCCUGGGAGUCUACAUGCUCGUUCCCGAUACUACUGGCUUAUCGACUGAAGACCUUGACAACUUCUACGAGGCCAAGGUACCCGUCCGCCAGUUUGCGAGCCACAAGGUUGCAAUGCAGGCUUGA
Penicillium daleae is the source of this 1497-nucleotide messenger RNA. It is a transcript of the gene fmqE, whose product is annotated as MFS-type transporter fmqE. The record is from RefSeq and is a predicted model, not a curated record. Bases 1 to 1497 code for a protein of 498 amino acids. Gene Ontology annotation, biological process: carbohydrate transport; transmembrane transport. Gene Ontology annotation, cellular component: membrane. The transcript has 5 exons. NCBI's taxonomy places the organism in Eukaryota, Fungi, Ascomycota, Eurotiomycetes, Eurotiales, Aspergillaceae. Gene Ontology annotation, molecular function: carbohydrate:proton symporter activity.